AUGGUGGAAGAAAACAAAUCCCAAGCUAGCACUGGCAAAGCCACCAAGAGAUCCAAAAGGACCAAGAAGGUCACUAUCAUUCAACAGCCACAGGCUGAGAACACCACCAACAAUGACAAUGAGAUUGACAAUGACCCCAAAUCUGAGUCAGACAAUGAUGACAUUGGGAAACAGUAUAGUUUUCACACCUUAGCCAAACUCCUUGAACUGGUACUGAAGCUCACAUCCCAGAACUAUUAUAGCUGGAGUGCCCAUGUAAGGUCCUUCCUCAGAUCUGUGCCCCAUGCUAUGGAACACCUAGAAGGAGUGUACAAUGCAGAUCAUCCAAAAUGGAGUUGCUCAUUCAACAAUGCAUUGACAAAUGCCAUAUGCAGCACUAUCAACACCAUAGGUGAAUAUAAUGUGAACUACCUUCUCCUGGAUAUUAUCAGAGAGUACCUCACAUUCAGUCAAGUCUGGAACAAGAUAGAGACCAGAUUGGGCAACAAAGCCACCAGGACCUCUUGUUGGCUUGCUCUAAUCACCCAAUUGAGUGAUGUCAAGAUGUUCCAUGCUGAUGCUUGGAAGCUGAUACAAGACAUAAGAGCCAUCCAAGCUGAAGGAAGCAUUCUUGGAAGGCCAUUUGCAGAUGAUACCCUGUUUUCAGCCCUCCAGAAAUGUAUGAUUCGCCACCCAGUGUUUAGAGAGACAGUUGCCACAGUACAUCAACUCAGUUUUGAUGCACUAGCCACUGCACUCAGCACAUGCCAAUUGGCUUUGGAGAGUGUUCCUACCCAGAAAUUCGAUCCCUGA
Molecule: messenger RNA, 792 nt
Organism: Ustilago hordei
Lineage: Eukaryota; Fungi; Basidiomycota; Ustilaginomycetes; Ustilaginales; Ustilaginaceae
Exons: 1
Coding region: 1-792 (263 amino acids)
Source: RefSeq, a predicted model, not a curated record